Dermochelys coriacea (leatherback sea turtle) is the source of this 783-nucleotide messenger RNA. RefSeq names its product microsomal glutathione S-transferase 3 (gene MGST3). Gene Ontology annotation, cellular component: endoplasmic reticulum; nuclear envelope; membrane. Gene Ontology annotation, molecular function: glutathione peroxidase activity; glutathione transferase activity. The coding region runs from base 320 to 751 and encodes 143 amino acids. The transcript has 7 exons. The record is from RefSeq and is a predicted model, not a curated record. Lineage: Eukaryota; Metazoa; Chordata; Testudines; Dermochelyidae.
GCCCGCCCUGGGGGCGGUGGCUCGGCGGGGCCCGGGGCGAGUCCAGACGCGGCUCUGGCUUAGACAGUCCCUGGCUAGCCCCGGGCUUCCCCCGCUUCCCAGCAUCGGCAAAGGCAGCGGACCUGCCUGUGCUGAGGCAUUGGUUAUUGCAGAGAUCUUGCAGUGAAGGAGAUGCUACCAAAAUUGAUUAGCUCAAAUUUGAACCUACCCUGAAAUGUAUACAACAUAAGAAGAAAGGCCUGCAAGAUUGUUAAUCCCAGUAUCUCUGUUGGAUGAACUACUUGCAAGAAACCCCCGAGAACUGGAUUUGUUUGUCAAGAUGGUCGUUCUCUCAAAGGAAUACGGCUACGUGGUCCUGACCGGUGUUGCCGGCUUUAUCAUGAUAACGCACCUCGCUGUGAAUGUGGCGAAGGCACGCAAGAAGUACAAAGUGGCGUAUCCAACCAUGUAUAGCACGGACCCUGAACAUGGACAUCUCUUCAACUGCAUCCAGCGCGCACACCAGAACACAUUGGAAGUUUAUCCCUCCUUCCUGUUCUUUCUAGCCGUGGGCGGAGUCUAUCACCCGCGCGUCGCUGUUGGGCUUGGCAUCACCUGGAUCAUUGGAAGAGUCCUCUAUGCCUAUGGCUAUUACACAGGAGAUCCCGGAAAGCGAAACCGAGGGGUCAUCGGUUCAGCUGCACUCCUCGGAUUGGUGGGCAACACUUUGUACUCAGCCUUCCAGCACCUUGAGUGGGUCUCCAGUGAGUAGCCAGCCUCCAUACCUCUUCACAGCUUUCUGGA